AUGGGCACCAAGGGAAAAGUUAUUACAUGCAAGGCAGCCAUUGCCUGGGAAACAGGCAGUCCCCUUUGCAUUGAAGAAGUUGAAGUAUCUCCCCCUAGGGCUCAUGAAGUUCGAAUUCAGGUAAUCGCCAUGUGUGUGUGUCCUACUGACAUCAAUGCUACCAAUCCUAAGAAGAAAGCUCUCUUCCCGGUCGUCCUUGGCCAUGAGUGUGCAGGAAUUGUAGAAAGCGUUGGGCCAGGAGUCACCAACUUCAAGCCAGGUGACAAAGUAAUUCCAUUCUUUGCACCACAGUGUAAAAAGUGCAAAUUCUGUUUGAGCCCUCUUACAAACCUCUGCGGGAAACUCCGGAACUUUAAAUGUCCCAAUAUUGAUCAAGAGCUCAUGGAAGACAGAACUAGCAGAUUCACCUGCAAAGGGAAGCCAAUUUACCAUUUCAUGGGAGUCAGCUCAUUCUCUCAGUACACUGUGGUUUCGGAAGCCAAUCUUGCUAGAGUGGAUGACGAGGCAAACCUGGAGAGAGUUUGUCUGAUUGGAUGUGGGUUCUCAUCCGGCUACGGGGCUGCCAUCAACACUGCCAAGGUCACCCCUGGUUCCACCUGUGCUGUCUUUGGCCUGGGCUGUGUUGGCCUUUCUGCCGUAAUCGGGUGUAAAGCAGCAGGCGCCUCCAGGAUCAUAGCUGUUGACAUCAACAGUGAGAAGUUUCCCAGAGCCAAGGUCCUGGGAGCCACUGACUGCCUUAACCCCAAAGACCUAGAUAAACCCGUCCAGGAUGUCAUCACGGAACUGACCAACGGAGGUGUGGAUUUCUCCCUGGACUGUGCGGGAACAGCUCAGACCUUGAAAGCAGCGGUAGAUUGCACGACAUUCGGCUGGGGAUCGUGUACUGUGGUUGGAGCAAAGGUUGAUGAGAUGAGUAUACCCACUGUGGACAUGAUAAUGGGCCGAUCUAUAAAAGGAACAUUCUUUGGUGGCUGGAAAAGUGUGGAUUCUGUGCCCCACCUGGUUACUGCCUACAAGAAUAAGCAGUUCGAUCUGGACAUACUGGUGACCCAUACCCUACCUUUCGACAAAAUCAAUGAGGCAAUCGGCCUGAUGAACCAGGGAAAAAGCAUCCGAAUAAUCCUGACCUUUUGAAGAUAGAGAAGCAAUCUGGAAUGUUAUCUGAUUGGACCUGAGCCUGUCUGGUUGGCU
Chionomys nivalis (European snow vole) is the source of this 1191-nucleotide messenger RNA. RefSeq names its product all-trans-retinol dehydrogenase [NAD(+)] ADH4. The transcript is spliced from 9 exons. Gene Ontology annotation, biological process: formaldehyde catabolic process. The record is from RefSeq and is a predicted model, not a curated record. The coding region runs from base 1 to 1134 and encodes 377 amino acids. NCBI's taxonomy places the organism in Eukaryota, Metazoa, Chordata, Mammalia, Rodentia, Cricetidae. Gene Ontology annotation, cellular component: cytosol. Gene Ontology annotation, molecular function: S-(hydroxymethyl)glutathione dehydrogenase [NAD(P)+] activity; zinc ion binding.